Sphenostylis stenocarpa is the source of this 672-nucleotide messenger RNA. The record is from the annotation of a GenBank genome assembly. Lineage: Eukaryota; Viridiplantae; Streptophyta; Magnoliopsida; Fabales; Fabaceae.
AUGCCAGUCUACAUGGGAGACAGAGAGCUAGGAAAAGCUCGGGUGGCUGUCACCAAUGACUAUGAGGCAUGGAUAAAUAGAAGAGGAGUGGCUCAAUCAUCCACCACACCCACUACGAGCGUCAGAAAUGAAGGGCUGCAGACUCAAAUCGAUGCCUUGACCCAGAGGAUAGAGAUCAUAAGAGCCCAGAUGAGGGCCCUUGAGGAAAAAGAGCAAGAAUCUAUCCUCACGAUUGACGGUCUGCGAAGGCAAGGCAAGAAAAAUGAUCAUGAAAUAGAGCGCCUCAAGGACCAAUGUGCCGACGCUAACGAACAAGCUAUCCGAACAUCCAAAACUACCAGAACCAGUUCGGAUAGCCAACUGCAAGAGAUAACCGCCAAAACGGCACACCUUGAGGCCGAAUCAGCUAAGCAGGUUCAAACAAUCAAGGAGUUGUCGGAAGGGCUCCUCAAGGCUCGGUUAGACAUCCGCCAAGAGCGAGAGGCCAACAGGAGACUCACCAAAAGUCUCUCUGAGCUACGCCACAAAGAAAAAGAAGGGCUAGCUCAGUAUAGCCAAGUACUUCAAGAGAAAGACCGAGCCAUUGAAAAGCUCGAUGAACUACAAGCCUUGGUCGUUCAUCAAGAGGCGAAGAUCAAAGAGGCUAAACAAUACAAUGAAGAUAUGAGCUAG